Hemiscyllium ocellatum (epaulette shark) is the source of this 2594-nucleotide messenger RNA. It is a transcript of the gene btg3, whose product is annotated as B-cell translocation gene 3. The record is from RefSeq and is a predicted model, not a curated record. The transcript has 5 exons. The coding region runs from base 152 to 874 and encodes 240 amino acids. Gene Ontology annotation, cellular component: cytoplasm; nucleus. Lineage: Eukaryota; Metazoa; Chordata; Chondrichthyes; Orectolobiformes; Hemiscylliidae. Gene Ontology annotation, biological process: negative regulation of mitotic cell cycle; negative regulation of cell population proliferation.
UGGACCCAGGAAGCCGAGAGGGAAGAGCAACAGGACGCUCUGGGAGAAACCUUCACUUAGAAAGAAACGACAACUAAAACUUCCAACAACUUUAAACUCCAGUAUUUGUUGGUGGUGAGCUGUAAUUGGGAGCUUUGACACUUGUCGGAGGAUGGAGGAGGAGAUCAGAGCCGCUGUGGUCUUUCUAGUCAGCCUGGUGACCCGGCGGAGUGACCUGGCCCAGGACAAGGUCAAGGAGUUCGGGGAGAGACUGACCACUGUGCUGCGGCAGAAAUACCAGGGCCACUGGUACCCAACCAAUCCCAGCAAGGGCCAGGCGUACAGGUGUAUUCGGAUUAACAAGAAACAGCAAACCGACCCAUCAUUGCUGCUUGCUUGUGAAGGCUGUGGCCUGGAGUAUAACCAGCUGAGACUGCCCAAGGAGAUCACGUUGUGGAUCGACCCCAGCGAGGUGUGCUGCAGGUCUGGAGAGAGCUGUCAGCCCUUCACCGUGGCACAGUUUAAGCAGGAAUCCAGGAGAGUGUCGUCUUUAGACUCUGAGCAUGAAGCUGGGAGUUCUGAGUGCAAUACGUCCGACUACCACACCGACACAUCCUCGGAUGAGGAGGAACGCACCAAAGAGCAACCGAUCAAUACAACAGCGGGGGAAACGGCAGAGGCUGCCACCAAGGUGCCUGGAGGUUUAUACCAGCCUGCUGCAGUGUGGCCCCAGUAUCCUCACAAGCUGGUCCAGUACGCUACCUUCUACCAGCCCGUGCCCCUGGUCAGCUACUACUUGAUGCCAAGGCUGGACAAGGUCCUGAGACCUCCCCCCGGCUUCCUCCUGUCUCGGGGACGGACACAACGCUCGAAGAUUGGCAAACGGUACAAAUGACAGGAAUCCAGUCCGGAGAGAGAGAGAGAUCGAACACGUCCCUCAGCUUGUGCUGAGGCUGCUGUGCUGGACAGAACUGUGUCCGUUCACACAGGCGGUCUGCAAGCAAGAGAACUGUACAUCUGUGUGUGUAUGUCUCAGAGUGUGUGAGAGACAGAGUGUGUGUGUGUGUGUGUGUGAGUGAGUGAGACUGAGAGUGAAAGUGUGUGCAGAAAGGUCACUCUGCCUGUAUAUAUGAGUAUGAGAUCCACACUACUGCUCCUGUGGGGCUGUGUAUAUUUUCUCUGGCAUGGAGACAGUGUCUGUCAUAAAUCCAGAAGCUCAGGUUUUUCACCAAAUACUGAAUAGCUCUGAUCCUGUGUACCUGUUUAAAUUAAUGUCCCGUUGGGCUUGAUGGAGUAUGUAAUUUUGGUAUUUUUCCUGACCCCUCAUUGCUCAUUCAUGUUGAAAUUUGAGCCCCACUCGUGUUUUUAAAAUAAACUAAAAUAUGAUGCCUGCCAUUGCUGAAUAGCCCAAAGGGUACUGGGGGUGGCCUAUCCAUUGGAACAGACUGGAGCCUGUGGGGUCAGAAACUGGCAAUGAAAUAAUGUGUUCUGCAAUAUUUAUUUGGCAAUUUUAAAAAAUAUCCUUUUUAUUUUGUUUUGGAGUAAGGGGGAUUUAGAGAACUUUUCUUGUGGAGGGGGAUGGUGAGGUGUUGAGGAAUAAAGUCUGGACCCUGGGAUUUAUUUUAAGCUGCUGCUCCCCCUCAAUGUGUGAAUAGUUGUUGGUGUCUCUCCCACCCAGGCUGGGUAAGGAUCUCCCUCCUCUACCCCCCCAGUUGAAGAGAAAGAACAUAGAAUAGAUUCGGCCCUCUAUGUUGUGCCAACCUUUUUAUCCUACUCUAAGAUCAUACUAACCGACAUACCCUUCAUUGUACUAUCAUCCAUGUGCCUAGUCGAGUGAUGCGUAAAUGUCCUUAAUGCAUCUGACUGAACUACCAUACACCUGCCACUCUGUGUAAAGGACCUAGCUCCAACAUCUUCCUGAAAUGUUCCUCUAAUCACCUUUAAAAUUAUGUCCUCUGCCCCUGUGAUAGACAUCUCCACAGUGGGAAAAUGUCUCUGGCUAUCUAUGCCUCAACAACUUGUACAUUUCUAAUCAAGUCAUCUGUCGUCCUUUUCUGCUCCAAUGAGAAACGCUCUCACUCCCUCAACCUUCCUUCGUAAGACAUGCCCUCCAGUCCAGGCAGCAUCCAGGUAAAUCUCCUCUGCACCCUCUCUAAAGCUUCCACGUCCCUCCUCAUAAUGAGGUGACCAGACCUGGACACAAUAUUCCAAGUGUGGUCUAACCAUGGCUCCAUAGAGCUGCAGCAUAAUCUCGCGGCUCUUAAACUCAAUCCCCCCUGUCCAUGAAAGCCAACACACCAUCCACCUUCCUAACAAUCCUGGCAGCUUGGAUUCUCCGGAAUAUUCCAUUCAUCCCCGGAACCCGUCUGGUGCUUCUGACCCAGGGGUACAAGCUCCCCCAGGGGGAGUGGGAGUUAACCCCCCCCGGCUCAGACCCACUUUCCACACCCCCAACUCCCUUCCUUGUCUCUCGAUCUUUUACAGAAAUCCGAAUAAUGACAGCAGACUUGUAAAGUGUUACUGUUCCAAUUUGUGAAUGGGAGAGUUUUUAUAAUGAAACUUGAUAUUUAUUGACUGUACAUUUUGUGUUCGCAAUUGGGAACUGAAUAAAUAAU